Clunio marinus is the source of this 1807-nucleotide messenger RNA. The record is from the annotation of a GenBank genome assembly. NCBI's taxonomy places the organism in Eukaryota, Metazoa, Arthropoda, Insecta, Diptera, Chironomidae.
AUGUUUGCUAAACUUUAGUUUUUUUUCGUCAUAAUUUUUAGUCGCGAAAUAAAAUAAAAUGUCUUUAUCAAGUUUACUUCCUGCUCCACUUAAUAAAGUAUUCGACAGAGACGAUGAAAAAACAGUAGUGAAGGUAAAUUUAGGAGCGCUUCAAAAUGCCAAGUCCACAGCACCUCCUUAUGGUGCUAGACGAGGAUUUAUACCAAGAACAGAAAACGACUAUGGUGAUGGUGGAGCAUAUCCCGAGAUUCAUGUCGCUCAAUAUCCAUUGGGAAUGGGAGCACCAAAUACUGGUGGAAAAAAGUCAAAUGCACUUGCACUUCAAACAGACAGCACUGGAAAGAUCAAAUACGAUAUCAUAGCUAAACAGGGACAUGCAAAAGAUAAGAUUGUCUACUCAAACAUAAAUCAAUUACUUCCAGCAGAAGUUUUAGCUGAAGAUGCUGAAGAAUUGCAGCGACCAUCAGAAGAGGAGAUCCAGGACAUCACAGAAAGUACAAGAAGAGCAUUAGAGAAAUUGACGAAUCAAAAGAUUGCUGCUGCAAUGCCUGUGAGAGCAGCAGAAAAAGCCGGACCUGCUCAGUACAUUCGUUACACUCCUGCACAACAAGGAAAUGGACAAUUUAAUUCGGGAGCUAAGCAACGAGUCAUUCGGAUGGUGGAAGCUCAAGUUGAUCCUUUGGAACCACCAAAGUUUAAAAUUAAUAAGAAAAUUCCUCGAGGACCGCCGUCACCGCCAGCUCCUGUUCUUCAUUCACCAUCUCGAAAAGUCUCAGUUAAAGAACAAAAAGAGUGGAAAGUUCCUCCUUGUAUCAGUAACUGGAAGAAUGCAAAAGGUUAUACGAUUCCUCUCGAUAAACGUUUAGCUGCUGAUGGUCGUGGCUUACAACAAGUUCACAUAAAUGAAAAAUUCGCCAAAAUGGCUGAAGCACUCUACAUUGCUGAUCGCAAAGCGCGAGAUGCUGUUGAAGCUCGAGCACAACUUGAGAAGAAAUUAGCACAGAAGGAAAAAGAGAAGAAGGAAGAACAAUUACGACAAAUGGCACAACGAGCACGUGAAGAACGAAAUGGUUUACGUCAUCCAACAGCAGGCGAUGCUGAAGUGUCAGCUGAAGUCCGUGAACGUGAUGAGAUUCGCGAUCAAAGACAUAAAGAACGUGCUCGUGAUCGCAAUCUAGCAAGAGCAGCACCCGAUAAGAGAUCGAAGCUUCAGAAAGAACGUGAGCGUGACAUUAGUGAACAGAUUGCUUUGGGAAUGCCAGCAAAGACGCAGUUCGGUGGUGAAAGCCAAUUUGAUCAGCGAUUAUUUAAUACAACUAAAGGUAUGGAUUCUGGAUACGGUGACGAUGAAGGUUACAACGUUUACGAUAAACCAUGGCGUGAAAGUGGAACUUUGGGCUCUCAUCUUUAUCGUCCGAGCAAACAAAUCGAUCAAGACAUUUACGGUGGUGACUUGGAGAAAAUUGUUAGCACAAGUCGAUUUGUUCCUGAUAAAGAAUUCUCAGGAACUGAUCGAUCAGCACAGAAUCAGCGUCAAGGACCAGUGCAGUUCGAGAAAGAGGACGAUAUCUUCCAACUUGAUAAAUUCUUGGACACAGCUAAGAAAGGAUCGAAACGGAAAGAUGACGGGCCGAGUUCGAGUAAAUCGUCAGAUCACAGCGAAAAGAAAAGGCGUCGUGAUUAAAUUUUCUUUCAUUAUUCAAUAAUUUCUUUUAUAAUUUAAGAUUGAACAUUUCUUUAUAUGUUACCUGACAUAAUCUGGUAGUUGAAAAGCACUGAAAGAAAUAAAUAAAAAACUUAAAAUCAA